UAAAGAGAAGAUGCUCAGAGGUCUGAUAACUGGGAGCUAGAGCACAUCGCACACACAUACACUGCCAGGCUCAGGGGAGUUUGGAUAAAAACGUAAAGAUAUUAGGAUGUGUAGAAACACACGUUAAGAGGUGAACACAGAAAAAUAGAAAUGGACAGAAGACAAACAAUGCUUCUGCAGCUGCUCAGCUUGGCUGCUCUUCUUGCUUGUGCCCAUUGCCAGUGUCAGCAAGGCUGGAGGGAGUAUGAGGAUAAAUGUUACUUCUUUGCCACUGACACAAAGACCUGGACAGAGGCUAACGCAUUUUGUUUGGAGCAGAACAGCAACCUGUUGAGCAUUCUGGACAUUCACGAGAGGUUGUGGGUGAGGACACAAAUCAGCAAUGAGAUCUACUGGAUCGGCCUGAAUGACCAAGUCUCAGAAGGUGUCUGGGAGUGGAGUGAUGGGAGUCCUUUUAUACAAUACCUAUCACACUGGAUGCAAGGCCAACCUGAUAACUGGGGUGAUGAGCCUGGGGAGGACUGUGGUCAGGUGGUAGGAUCUAGCUUUGGACAGUGGAAUGAUGAAAACUGCAAUGUCAAGAGGAAAUAUAUCUGCAAACACAUCAACCCGAAUCCUGGCCCACAGUGUGACUUAGCCAACGGCUGGAGACAGUACGGCUCCAACUGCUACAAGCUGAAGGCAGAUGCCAGGAAGAGCUGGUCGGCAGCCAGGCAUGACUGUGUGCAGGAUGGAGGAGACCUGGUGUCCAUUACCACAGCAGGAGAAGAACAGUACAUCAUAGGAGCACUGGACCCAUCAAAGUUUGACCUCUGGAUUGGGCUUUCCACACUGAAAUGCAACAAGAUUUCAUGUCAAGUUGAAGCAGGAAACAGUCAGUUCACCUGGUCUGAUGCUCUGCAAGUUGGGUACACAAACUGGGGUGACGGUGAACCUAGAGUUGAUGCACAGACUGGCUCAUGUUCUGCAAUAAUCAAAGAUUCAUCAGAUCAAUUUGGGAAAUGGAGAUCCCAUGCUUGCAGAUAUGAGCGGUCUUAUAUGUGUAAACGGCCACUUAACACCAUCUGUCCUCCUGGCUGGCUGAGCUUCAGUGGCAGUUGUUACUGGUUGGUCAGUAAUAUGAAUCUGUUGACCACCUGGCAUGAGGCCCUCAGCAAGUGCUCCGAUAUGGGGGCCCACCUGCUGAUUAUAAACAGUCAAGAAGAACAGUUCUUCAUAAACGGGAACCUUCCAGACUUUCACCAAGUGGACAUUCCUGACAUCUGGAUUGGUUUAUCAGAUAAGGACCAGGAUGGGGAUUUCAAAUGGGUGGAUAAAACCACGAUUACUUUUUCCAACUAUGGUCCUGGUUGGCCCAGAAACACUGCAGGCUCCUGGGACUGUGGACAAAUCUUCACAGGAAAUUAUGAUGGCAAAUGGGAAACAACCAACUGCUUCAAGAGCCUGGGUUACAUCUGUGAGAUGACAGGUGGACAGAACCCCAAACCAACUUCAGCCCCUGAUUCCCACUGUGACCCUGGAUAUUUGUUGUAUGGGGACUUCUGCUAUCAGUUUGAGACUGAGUCGGUGAAAAACUGGCAGGAUGCUGAGGCUCACUGUAACAGAGAGCAGGCUCACCUGGCCAGCUUCCACUCACAGGAAGAACUGAGUUUCCUAACUGCUCACAUGCCAGGGGAAGCCUGGGUGGGUUUGAAUGAUAUCGAUGUUGAAAACCAGUUUGUAUACACCGAUGGAACUCCUGCAGACCUCCUCCCAUGGGCGCCCAACCAGCCAGACAACUGGCAGGACGAGGACUGUGUGUACCUCACAGGGAUGACUCACCCUGAACCUGGGCUACUCAUUGAUGAUUACUGCACCGCCACAAAGGAAUUUAUCUGCAAAAAAGCCAAGGGACAAGGACCUCCUCCCCAGCCCCCAACAUCUGGACCAGGAUGGAAUGAGAAAUGUGGCUUUUGGAUGUCUGACCCUUUUAACGACUACUGCUACCUGUUUAACUACCUGUCGAUGAGGAAGUGGGCAGAGGCCAGAGCUGACUGUGUCAACCAGGGAGGAGACCUCGUCAGUAUCACCGACCCCUUUGAACAAGCCUUCAUUCAAGGUGUGAUCCAGCAGAGUCCCACAGGGAUCUCUCUGUGGAUGGGUGGUCAUGACUCCAUCACUGAAGGAGGCUGGGAGUGGACAGAUGGGGCUCCUUUCAGAUACAUCCGCUGGAAUGCAGGUAACCCAGACAACUAUUACGGGGAAGACUGCCUGUCUAUACUUAUUAACACCGGCUACUGGAAUGACGACAACUGUGAGAACAAAAGAGGAUACAUCUGCAGGCGGAGAGGAAACACACCGGAGCCUCCUCCACCUCAUGAUGGUUUCAUGACGGCGCUGGUGUGCCAGGACUCUUCUGCUGUCCUUCACUGUCCACAUGAAAGUGUAAUUAACAUCCAUUCGGCUUUCUACGGACGAAAGAGUAAUGACAUCUGUCCACACCUGGAUGGAUCAGGAGGAGGAAGCUGCAUGGUGGAAGGUAUCCUUCCUUUCUUUAGAAAGGCGUGUGACAACCGUCCCUUCUGCUUUGCGUACGCCCAUACGGAGGUGGACCCCUGUCCCACUAUUUCCAAAUAUCUCGAGAUCACCUACAGUUGCGAACAAAAAGUGUGUCUGCACGGCCUGGGUGUCGAGGACGGGAACAUCACAGACUCCCAGCUCUCUGCUUCCUCCUCCAUUGGUCUUUUCACUCCCAGCAAAGCCCGUUUGAAUGGAAAUUCCUGCUGGAUGCCUUCAGGAAUCCCAACCUCAAGCUGGAUCCAGGUAAACCUGGGCCAGACCAGAAAAGUCACAGGAAUAGUAAUCCAGGGUUGUCCUCAAAAUGACCAUUGGCUCACCAAAUUUAAGAUCCAGCACAGUAUGGACGGAACAACCUGGACUGACUACACUGCUGACGGGCAGUUUUUCCCAGGCUCAGCAGACAGAAACACUCCUGAUACUCAUCUGCUGGGUACACCUGUGUCAGCUCAGUACAUCCGCAUCCUCCCACUGGAGUUCAGCGGUCAGGCAGGCCUUCGCUUCGACGUCUUAGGAUGCUCUCCGGACUAUGCAGUCUCAUGCGCCAAUAAGCCCAACUUCAACUUUGCCAAUGAUCAAAUGACUGUCCACUGUCCAGCAGGCUGUGCCAAUGCUUACUACAGCGUGUACGGCACUUCGGUAUAUCGUGGGGACUCAAACAUCUGUGCUGCAGCUAUCCAUGCUGGAGUGAUAAUAAAUGACAUUGGCGGAGAUUGUACUUUGUUGAAAGCUGCAGGACAAGACUUCUAUGCCGGCUCCACCAGGAAUGGCAUCACCUCAAGACAAUUUGAUGGAAACUAUGCUGUGUCUUACACUUUUGCAGAUGGGGAGCUGAGGUGUUCAGGGCCUGACUGGUAUGAGUUUGGAGAGUUCUGCUACAAACCGUUUGGAGACAAAAAGACAUGGCGUAAUGCCCAAUACACCUGCAGGAGUCUGGGUGCUGAACUCGUAUCCAUCCUCUCGAUGACGGAGCAGAGCUGGCUGGAAAGCUACCUGUACAUGGCCACCAGUGACGUGUGGACUGGUCUGAAUGACCUGUUUGUGUCUGGUAUGUUCACCUGGUCUGACAAACACAUGGUGACCUUCACUUACUGGGCUCCAGGAGAACCCAACAACCACGAUGGGUUCAGUGAAGACUGUGUUGAGAUGUUACACCAGACUGGCCGAUGGAACGACGUGUCCUGUACAGAACUCAAUACCUAUAUAUGCAAAAUGCCUAAAGCACAUUACCCAGUGCCCUCUGUGAAACCCACCGUGUAUGGAUGCCCUCAGGGCUGGGAUGCAUACGGCUACUCCUGCUACUGGAUGGAGGAGACCACUAGGAGCUGGUCGGAUGCUAAGGCUUUCUGUAAAGAGCAGGACGCCUUCUUGCUGCACAUUGGAGACAUUUAUGAGCAGGCACAUUUUACAGUGGCACUGUCAGGAAAGACUGGUUUGUGGUGGACUGGCCUGCGUGCUCGAGGAGGGAUGAGUGGAGGGGUGGACUACAUCUGGGACAAUGGCUCACCUCUCACUUUCACUCACUGGGACAGAGACCAGCCAGAUAGCGGGGAUGGCACUUGUGUGGCUAUGACAACGGGUCAGAUUGGUGGUUUCUGGGAUGACAAGCAGUGCUCAGAGAAGUACGCAUUCAUCUGUGAGAAACACAGGCCCGACAUCACCCCACCCACCAAGGCCCCGACUCCUCCUCCUUCACAGGGCUGUACUGAGGGCUGGACGGCUCUGCCUCACUUCAGAAACUGUUACAGGCUCUUCCACAAUGUGGACUGGUUCCUGAAGAAGAGCUGGGGAGCAGCACAUGAGGACUGUGUCGCCAGAGGAGCUAAUUUGGUCAGCAUCCACAAUCAAGAGGAAGAAGAGUUCCUGUCUUUGUACAGCAAAGCCAGCAGCAAGUGGAUUGGCCUCAAGCACAACCCUACAGAAGGAGGGUAUUCUUGGAGCGAUGGCUCACCUCUCUCGCACACCAACUGGGGUCAAGGGGAACCCAACAACCACGAGGGCCGCGAGGAGUGUGUAGAGAUGGUGAGCAGCACCAAUGGGACCAACUCCUGGUGGAACGAUCUCAACUGUGAUGCUCACCAGGACUGGAUAUGCAUGAUUGCUAAAGGAAAGAAACCCAUCCUACCCCCAGUGCCCCCACCUCCUCUCCCAGCUGCUGAUUGUGGUACUAACCUUGGCUGGAGGAAGAACAACAACAUCUGCUACUACUACAAUGACACCGACAUAGUGGACUUCCACACGGCUAUGAGACGCUGCUACGCUGAGAAGGCCUCCCUCGUCUCCAUCCUCAACAAAGACGAACAGGCAUAUGUUAACAGCAUGGUGGGGACAGGCAAGGUUUCUGCAGCUUGGAUUGGAAUGAGGAUGAAAGGCAUUGCAAGUGGACAAUACAUGUGGGUGGACUUCUCCCCUGUGACAUAUACUCACUGGGGUCCAGGUGAGCCCAACAACGCCAACGGGGAGGAGCAGUGUGUUCAGAUGAACAGACAUCAAGGUGGAUGGAAUGAUGCCAACUGUGGUCGGGCUGGAGCAGGUUACGUCUGUAAGAAGUUCCCCGGAGAUGUCCACACCCCUCCUCCACCCACACAGCCCUGGGAGGGCAACUGCCCUGCAGGUUGGAUGCGUUUCAAGGAUAAGUGCUUCAUGUUCAAAGGGAAGAAAAAUGACAUUAAAGCCAACUGGUCUUAUGCUCGGAGUUGGUGCAAAGAACAAGGAGGAGACCUGGCAAUUAUUGAUGACCAGUACGAGAAUGACUUUGUCUCUAGUUACCUGAGGGACCUGAAGCGUCCCACGUGGAUCGGUCUGUCAGACCUCUUGGUAGAGAAUCAGUACGCCUGGAGUGACGGGGUCAGCCCGGUGCUGUACACCAAUUGGAAUGACAAGGAGCCCAACAAUGCAGGGGGAGCGGAACACUGUGUGGCGAUGACUCACAACCCCCUGGUGAGCGGCAAGUGGAAUGAUGAUGCCUGUCAUAGGGAUCAUAGCUUCGUCUGCUACAGGAAGAAAUCGAGCAACAUCAACCCUCCACCCCCAACCAAGAGCCCCUGCCCGGCUGGCUACAUCUCCUGGUACCUGAACUGCUACAAGCUGGUGGAGGAGCCGGCGACCUGGGACGCGGCCCAGAUGGCCUGCGAGCAGCAGGGAGGCAACCUGGCCAGCAUUGAUAUGAGCUACGACCAGGCCUUCGUCGCUGGAGUGGUCCUGCAGGGCAAAGCUGAUGCCUGGAUCGGACUCAGGCGCAAGGAGGAUGAGUCCUACACGUGGACAGAUGGCUGGCCAGUUUUUUUCACUCAGUGGGGACCAGGAGAGCCCAGCAACAUUAAGGAUGAGGGCUGCGUGAGUAUGCACGGUUCACAGGCGUUCCAUGGGACCUGGAAUGACACCAAGUGUGACAAAGCUAAACCCUUUAUCUGCAAGAUCUCUUCAGAGAAACCGCCGCCGACUCCUGCCCCUGGUGACGGGAAGUGUCUGCCAUUCUGGUUCCCCUACGGCCGCUACUGUUACCACGUGUACAACGGUCAGCAGGGUUUCUCUUGGCCGGACUCCCAACAUUACUGCCAGUCAGCCAAGGCAGAGCUGGUGUCCAUCCACAGCAGAGCGGAGGUGGAGUUCAUCAGGAACCUCAACUACACCAAACAUCACCACAUCUGGAUUGGCCUCACCAGGGAUCGCAACUUUGGCUGGGGCUGGACAGAUAAGACGUCUCUGGGCUUCCUCAACUGGGCUCAAGGUGAGCCCAAUGCAGCCUUUCACCCUGGGGACGUGGCCGAAGAGAACUGCGUGGAGAUGUACGAUGACGGACACUGGAAUGAUAACAACUGCCUGCAGAAGAGAGGUUUCGCAUGCCGCCAUCGCCAGUACUAUACAACAGAUGAUGGCGGUAAUCCAGUUUUUCCCACUGAUGGUCCAGGUGUCAACAAUGCAGGGGUGGUAGCUGGCGCUGUCAUUGCAGCCAUUGUGAUUUUCGCCUUGAUAGCUGGACUGCUGUACUAUGUCUUCAGUGUCCGGGGGCAUAAACUGAGCGGCUUGAGCCUGCCAACAAGAACAACCAGUCACGUUGAUGUGCCUGCUUUCACAAACCCCAACUUCACAGGAGAAUCAGACACAUAAACCAUCAUUCAAGUUUUGUACAGUACACUGAAUGUGAUGCUUUUUUUUUUUUUUUAAA
This is a messenger RNA of Siniperca chuatsi (mandarin fish), 6724 nucleotides long. RefSeq names its product macrophage mannose receptor 1. The transcript has 50 exons. Gene Ontology annotation, molecular function: carbohydrate binding; signaling receptor activity. Bases 151 to 6666 code for a protein of 2171 amino acids. The record is from RefSeq and is a predicted model, not a curated record. Lineage: Eukaryota; Metazoa; Chordata; Actinopteri; Centrarchiformes; Sinipercidae.